AUGACUGAAUCCCCCACCCCAAUUCCUUUAGAUCAGCCAUUAAUUUGGCUGGCAGGGCAGCUACAGCAGCAGCAGAGGCAGGACCACAGCACUGUGGCAGCCAGAGGAGAGACACAGCUCAAAAAAUGCAACUGCCAGGCUCAGAGGUGGGUUGUGUAGUGAGGAAAACGAAGCUGGAAGGAGUUUGCAUGCUCAGCCUAGAACUGGGAAUCAACUGCAGGGGUUGAAGAGAACAGGGAGGAGACAAAGAAAUCGGACAAGAAACACCGAGUUACUGUGUGAGUAUGUGAUCAGGAUGCAUGUUUGCUGCAGCAGCAGGCAGAGUGUCAAAGAAAGAGAGAAGCAGCGCAGUCAGAAGAGAGGCACAACAGGAAGGGCUGCAGCGGAAUCUGUCAGUAGCCACAGGCAGAACACAAUUGCAAAAUGCCACAAGGACAUAUCUGGUGUGGGUUUCUUUCUGCCAGGCAGCCUUUCCAGGCAGAAAUGCUCCAGGAGACCAAAGAGAGCAGCUUGAGUUACACUCCAUGGAAUGGACAGGGACAGACGGGGGAAGCAGCUGCACAGAGCACAGCCCUCCAUAGUGAUGGCAGCAGGUCCCAACCCUGUCCACAGAGAAAAACAACCGAGCGAGUAGGGACAGGCUGAGGGUGAAAUCAGAUUUUGCCCUCUGCCUCUUGAUGCAGCUACACAACAGAGGAUGUGUAAGCAGCCAGCAUCCCAUGAUCACACAGCUUUCCAUGACUCACCAAGGAGCCCGGGGUGGCUUCCCACUAACCACAGCAAACCCACCACUGGAUUACAUCAGCAACUCAAAUCCAGCCCAAACUUGCACACUUUUUGAUUCACACAGAAGAAACUCUAUUUUCUACAAAGACAGGCAAACAGGUAUUUAAGAACUUGCACAUAAACACACGGAGGUGCCACAAGCCCAUGUUUAUACGAGCCCAGCCGUGCUGGCAGAGCAGGAGUUUGCCCAUAGAACACACGAUCUCCGAGAUAAAGAGUCCCCGAGCCGCCCGGCGCGGACGCUUCCUGCCAGUGUUGGCAACUUCCUCUCUCUGCACAAACUUCAGCAUGAAAAGAGCCAUUUUACGCUGUCUGACUCUGAGCACACUGAGCCCUCCCGAGCCUUCAAACAACAAAGUCAGACGGUGCUUGCUUGAGAGAAGAUAAAUGUACAGGAGAGGACACUUGUGAAGAGGCUGGAGGGAAAUGGCCAGCAACCAGGUCAUGCUGGUUCUCUUCUGCGGGGAGAUCUGGAGAUCCCUUUCUGCAGCAGCACCUCACCACGCUGCCAUGACUGAAAGCCACAAAUACACCACUGCCAGGAGUCCAAGAGCAGACAAACUCAUUCUCUACCAACUGCAAGCAACUGGGCCCAGUUUAUACCAGUCUGACACAUCCCUGGCUGUUACAGAAACCCAGGCCUUCCCAGGAGAGAAGGAUGCCGGGGAUGGCAGCUGGGUAGCAGCACUGAUAAUUGGCAUAAUUUUGAUUGGGAUGAUGCUGGCGAUUAUUGUAAUUCUUCUGUGGAAAUGCUGCAUGAGGCCUGUUCUGGCCGAGUCCCAUUGGGCAGGCCGGUCUCCCUUCGCGGAUGGGGAUACGCCAGAUCUCUUCAUGGACUCUGACCAGGGCACCAAGCGUUCUUCAGUCUUAUUUAUGUUGCCUUGGAAAUUGAAACAAGGCACAAACUUGCAGGAGGACCCGACUGUCCCAGAGAACCCACCCCAGCACACUACGAGUAGUGAGAACGGGCAGCUGCCUCUGCCGGCCGCGGGCUGCUCCGGAGCCGGCACGGUCCCAGCUCCCGCUCCUGCCUCAGAGCUAGCCAACACUGCAGCUGACCCCUGUCCUCCCCCAGACACGCCACCCGAGUCCUCCGACCUGCCACCACCCCCAGACUGGCUCAGGGAACCCACCGAGGAGCCCAGCUCGGAUCCCAGCAAGCACUCAGCACUUCACUCGGAAGCAGAGGAACCACUGCCCCCACCACCUGAGCUACUGAUCCAGGCCAUCCAUGAAACAUUGCCCCAGCCAGAACACUCUUUGUAGACUGCCAAAUUAAUUUCCAGAAUAAUUGAUUUAAGGAAAAUGUGGAGUAACUUUCAAAAAAGUGAAAAAAGGAGAAGUUGAUGCAGGCAAGUGAGGCCCCAGCAUUUCUUUGGCAUUUCCCUGGUAUUUCCCAACUUCAGCUUUCACAAGAGAGAACAACUUGCUUCUGCCUGAAGCAAAUUUCUGACUACAAUACAAAUUGUGCCCUGUCAUCACCCGUAACUAGAGAUUCCAGAAGCCAGAGUACACAGCUGUGUGUGCCAGCACAGCCAGACACAGGUAACACACACGGAGAUGUCAGAGACAGCCCAGCUUCCGAGAGACUUGGCUUCUCACCAGGGUUUGCUCCACUGGGCUGUGCAAGUGAAUGCAACCAAUUCCAGUUCCUUUUAAUAAAGCUUUCUGAGUUAAAGAUGUUUUGGUCACUUAAAGCCCAACUGAAUAUUUGAUUAGAUACAGAAUGCCCUCAGUUACUAACACAGACUCAUUUAAUGGUUCAUAGAUGCCAGAUUCCUUUGAACUCCCAGUGUCCAAGUGCUUUACAUGCUCCUCUCUGGGCCCUGAGCACAGCUCAUCUCUUCCACACCAGCCUUGGCUGGGCUGACUGUUGGGUGGGAAAUAGCAGGCUGGUAUUAGAAGUAAAUUCAUUUUAAUGGGUUUUUUUUACCAGUGUUAAACAUUUAUAUUUAUAGAAAGAAGCUGCUAGAUGCUGAAGCUAGCUUUCCAUGAGAGCUGUGCAAAAUGGCAGAGUUUGGAGUUCACCUGAGGAGGGAAUAGAUUUGUGGAUGGAGCACAGAGCACAGGUUUGCACACAAUAAACUUCAAAAUUUUCAAACUACCACUAAUAAAGAGCAGUACAUUAUGCAAAUGCAAUUCCAGGCUGCUGUGCAUACAAUGGCUACAGGAAAAUAUAUUUUCAAUUUUCUUUACAGUUUACAUAAGUUGUAUGAUUUGGUAUGCCUAAAGAAUAGCAUUAUAAUUAUACAAAGAUUUUUGUAAGGCUCAUUGCAUUACACCCUGUUAAAAUUAACAGCACUAUAAAUGAAACAUUAUAAACACUCUCACUCUCACACUGUUUUUAGAAAAUCAGAUAGAGAUUUCCCGUAGAAAUCUGUAAAAUCCUACAAGCCAAGCUAUAUUAUACCUGACAAUGCAGUGAUAGCCUGAUCCAAGGAACAGAAAACAGAGCAUUUUAAAAUUAUGAAAAUAUAUUUUGGCAGCAUACCUUAAAAAAACCUUAAGCUAGGAAGCCUAAGUUCACAUUAACCUCUAUUACAGGAGGAGAGGUUAACAGAAGGCAAAAAGAACCCAAGUUAACCUGACUUUUCAAACAGAAACAUGAAGUGGAACUGCAGCCCAAGCUGCCAGAGCCUGCGGGUGUGUUGGGGGAGCCGUGCCUGCAGGCAGCCUGUGCUCGGGAGGCAGCCGGAGCUCAGCAGGGCUGUGCAGCAGGGAGGGAGCACUGCUCCCAGCCCAGCCCAGCCCAGCCCAGCCCUGGCAGGUCGCUGGCAGUGCUCGAGGCCGGCUCUGCAGUGCCCAGAGGAUCAGGUGGUUGCGGAGCCGGGCGCAGCCGUACGAUGCAGCUGAGACAAGCACAGCCCCCGGCAGCCUCUGGAGCUGCUCUCCAGAACAAGGCGACCUCUAAGCUCCAAUCCAUCACAGAAACGAUGUGCUGAUACUGCAGGACACCACGGCCAUUUAAUUUCCAGUUACUGUAGCAUGAGGGUGCUGCAAAACCCAGAAAACCUCACAACUGAGACUGGAGUCCUCCACCUGUUUCUCCUAAGGUGUCAAUGGGGGCUGUAGAUCAUUUACAACCACUGGUAUCAGAGAAAUGACAACUUUCCAAUUGUGAACAGCAUUUCUAUAACCGGAAACGUGUUUUAAUUUCUAACAGUAAAUGUUACACAAUGGAUUUGUACAGUUGUUUCAUUGGCAUUUAAGUAAAAAUAAAGUUAUGUUUGUAUUGAA
Molecule: messenger RNA, 4023 nt
Organism: Corvus hawaiiensis (hawaiian crow)
Lineage: Eukaryota; Metazoa; Chordata; Aves; Passeriformes; Corvidae
Gene: EVI2B
Product: ecotropic viral integration site 2B
Exons: 3
Coding region: 1213-2052 (279 amino acids)
Biological process (GO): regulation of stem cell division; positive regulation of neutrophil differentiation
Source: RefSeq, a predicted model, not a curated record